CUGUUCUUUUGAGGAAGCCGAGCUACUCGUCGUUGAUUGGCUCGAAUCUUUGUUGUUGGGCGUUACACAAUUAAAGAAAGGGGAGGAUGGAGGGAGUGUCGGGUUUCCUUGGUAACGCCCAAAGGGCCGGUUGUUCUGAUUGGUCCACUGCCUCUCCGUCUCUUUGUCUCCAUUCCAAUUGGCGGAUAUUUUCUCAGGGAACAGGAGGAAGGCGGUGCCUCUGGCCGGGUUCCGGGACUGACGUGGCUAGUUGCGGGAGUCCGGGGUAGGGGGCUGGAGGCUUCACCUGCAGCCUUUUCCAGGCCUGCAUAAAGUCCAGUGAAGCACUUUAAUUUGGUUGUGAAAGUAUUUGGCAGCCAUUAUAACUAUCUGAAGAGAAAUGCUGAGCCGUCUGUCAGGAAUAGCGAACACUGUUCUGCAGGAGCUAUCAGGGGAUGGCACUUAUGGUGAUAUAGUAGGGCCUCCAAAACCAGAACUAACAGAAGAGCCUGACAUGGCGUUUAACAGUGGAACAAAUGAGGAUAUUCUGGAGCGAUUGGCCCACACAGAGCAGCUGGUGGUACAGCUGAAGGAUGUUAUUCGAGAGAAAGAUACUCAGUUACAGCAAAAGGAUAUUAUUUUAGAGGAUGAAAGAAAAGCUGCAGACAUGAAAAUGACGAAAUUGAAGCUCCAAGCCAAGGCCCGAUUAGCCUCCCUGAAUAAACGUAUGGAAGAAAUGAAAGCACAAGGAGGGAUGGGGUCAUCUCAAGAACCCCAGUCAGAGAAACAGCAGCUCCCUAGCAAGUGUGACACACCCCAUAAAGAAGAUCAGUUGGAAGGAUUUGAAAUGCUGAAACAAAAACUCCAGGAGAAGGAGGAACUAAUUAGCAGUCUACAAACCCAGCUCUGUCAUGUGCAAGCAGAGCGAGCAGCACAGUGUGAUGCAUCUCCUAAAGAAGAUCAGAUAGAAGGAUUUGAAAUGCUAAAACAAACACUCCAGGAGAAGGAGGAACUGAUUAGCAUCCUACAAACCCAACUCAGUCAAGUGCAAGCAGAGCAAGCAGCACAGUUGAGUUCCAUGCAGGAGGUGGUCCGGGAGAAAGAUGCGCGCUUUGAAUCACAAGUUCGUCUUCAUGAAGAUGAACUUCUUCAAUUAGUAACUCAGAAGGAGAUGGAGACAGAGAUGCAGCAGAACCUAAGGACUCUGCACAGGAGGCUAGAGGAACAGGAGGAGGCCCUAUUAGGGCGUGCUCAGGUGGUCGACUUACUCCAGCAGGAGCUAUCUGUUGCAGAACAGAAAAAUCAGGUUCUCUCUGAACAGUUGCAGCAAUUGGAAGCUGAGCAAAAUACAUUAAAGACUGUACUAGAAACAGAGAGACAGGCGUCCAAGAGUCUGAUUGAAAAAAUGGAGCUUGAAGUGGCAGAAAGAAAACUGUCUUCACACAGGCUAGAAGAAGAAAUGCGUUGUCUUUCGGAGCAGUUAGAGCAGGCGGGCCAAAUCCGGGCUGAAUUAGAGUCUCAAUGUAGUGCUUUGGAGCAGAAGCAUAAAAUAGCAGGAGAAGAGAAGGACUCUCAAAUUUUGUGUCUUCAAAAGACUGAAAAAGAACUACAGUCUGCUUGUGAGGCCUUAAAGGUUCAAAAUGAAAAGCUUCUUCAGGAUAUCAGUCACCAGGCAGCUCAUUCAGCCCAGACCAUUCAACAGCUAGAAGAUGAACUCCAGCAAAAAUCCAAAGAAAUUAGCCAAUUUCUGAUUGAACCAGUGUUGCAGAAGUCAGAAAUGGCCUCUGAGACCUCCAGCCCAGAUGAGCAUAGCCAGGCUCUCAAGGUAGACUUAGAAGAGAACAUUGUCUCUUUGCAGAAGAGAGUAGCAGAACUAGAGGAGGAAAAAUGUACCUUGCUUCUCUCUACUGUGGAACUGGAGGAGCUAAAAGUUGAGAAUGAAAGACUACACUCUCAGAUUACUCUCCUAGAGGCUCAGCGUGGACCUGAGAUGGCUGGUGGAGAAGUGACGGGACAGCUGCAGAUUCCCACUGAUGAAAUCACCAAAAGCAGUACCAACAAAUCUACUGAGGAAAGUAGACAAGAAGACAACUUGGAGAUGAUUGUUUCACAGAAACAUAAGUUGUCAGUUUUAUUAUUGGAAAUGAAAGAAGCCCAAGAGGAGAUUGCAUACCUUAAAGGGCAGCUCCAGAUCACAAAGCCUAAUACCAACUUGAUUUCAGAGGCAUCUGAACAAGGGGAUAUCAAGCAGGCAGAAGGUGAAGGAAUGAUACACGAAGGCACAGGACAGAGCUUUCCUUUAAUGCAAAGUGAAGCAUGCAGCCCUAUUGUCAUUGAUGUGGAAGGUUCAGAAAGCUUUAUACCUCAUAAUCAGAGUAGCACACCAUUGGAGAUGCCUGUAGUUCACGUUGCCAACACUGGAGUGGAAAUGGAGUCAACAGAAAAGACUCGAAAAGACUCUCUUUUGGUAGCUCAAGAUCUUAUUUUGUCUCAGCAAGAUGAAUUGAAAAGAUUAGAAGGACAAAUAUUGGAACUUGAGUCAAGUCUUCAGAAAGCAGAGGAAUCAUAUGAGAAAAGUUUAGAGGAGAAAGCUGAGGAAAUCAAUAAGCUAGCCAAGCUAGUAGAGGACUUUAAGGAAAAUGAGGAAAAGAAUAAGAAUACGCUGAGUGCUCUGUGUGAUGAGAGAGAUCAGCUUUUGGUUCAGGUAAAAGAGCUCUGCGUCAUUACAGAACUAAAGGCACAAGUAAAGCAACUUGAAGAACACCUUGCGGAGGCAGAAAAACAAAGAAUAUCUGACUAUGAAAAUAAAGCUACCCAUGAAAGCCUGCUAACUGAACAAAUCCAGAGUCUCAACACUGAAUCCAAAUCAAAGGAUUUGAAAAUUGAAACUUUGCAGAAGGAAUUGGAUGAAGUACAUCUCCAGCUUUCUGACCAGGGCACACUAGUCAGAAAUCUGAAAAGUGAGCUGCAAAAGAAAGAAAGUGAAAUGUUUGAUUUGGAGGAGCAUAUAAGGAAUACCUCAAACAAGAUGGAAGAGCUUUCCCAGACUCUCUCCCAGAAGGAACUUGAGACAACAAGAACAGACCAACUUUUGUUAGAGAAAACUAGGGUCGUAGAGGCCCUUCAACAAGCCAUUGAAGAGAAGGAUAAACAGAUGACCGAGAUCAGUGUACAUAUGUCUGAGAAAAUAGUCCAGCUCAAUGAAGAGAAGUUUUCUCUUGGGGUUGAAGUUGAAGCACUCAGAGAAAAGCUUAGUGUACUGUCCAUUCCUGAAGAAGGCAAAAAGGAGAAGGAAACAGAAGAGAAAGAGGAAGAAUGUUCAGAUCUACAACAUGAUCAGGAUGGUAAAGUAGUUUCAGCUCCAUUAAUAAAGAAUGAAGAACUUCAGAGUGAAUUGAAUCUUCUGAAGAAAGAAAGUGACCAGAUGAAGAGAAAGCUGCAGGCUGCUCUCAUUAACCGGAAGGAACUAAUGAAGAAAGUCACUCAGCUAGAGAAAGAAUUGGUGCAGGUGAAAGAUGAGUCUAAGGAAAAGACCCUGUUCUGUGAGGGGGAAAGUAUGGAAGCAACUCAGCAAAGUAAAGAUGGGAAAACAAAUAUAGAAGAAUCUGUUACUUCUGAAAGUCAGGAAACUGAAAUAUCUUUAAAUCAGAAGAUAUCUGAAAAAGAACUAGAGCUACAGAAUGUAAAGAGAGAUUUGGAAGAGAAGGUCGCAGCUGAAGAACAGCUACAGGCAUUGAUCAAAGAGAUGAAACAGAGUUUGCAGGAUAAAUUAAACCUCAUAGAUUUGCUUAAAGCUGAAAUAACUGAAAACCAGACAGUCAUCCAAAAAUUAACCACUUCUAACAAAGACUCUGGAGAUGGAGACUCAGCAACACCCAUAAAAGAGACAACAGUAAUUAGCACAGCUGGUGCAGAAAGUGGAGAACACUGGAAACUAGAACUAGAAGACAGAAUUUUGAAUCUUGAACAAGAAAAGGAGCAACUCCAAAAGAAAUUACAAGAAGUGCUAGCUUCCCGCAAGGUGACUUUAAAAAAAGCACAGGAGAAAGACAGACACCACAGGGAACAACUAAAACAACAGAAAGAUGACUAUAAUCUUUUACAGGAACGUUUUGAUGAACAAAGCAAGGAGAAUGAAAGCAUACGAGAUCAACUACGGGAACUCGAAAUACGAGUAAGAGAAUCUAUAGACACUGGCUUAGCUGGGGACAGUAACACACAGGAAUUAGACACACCUCAGAGUCUGAUCGAACCUACAUCCAAAGCUAAAGAACAGUGGCCCUCACAAAUGACUUCAGAAUCUGGCUGGCACCCAGAUUGGAUGGAGCAUUCAGGAAACAAAAAUGACCUGCAGGAAGAGGACAAUUCAGUAGAACUGCUUAGAGCUCAGCUGAGAGAGCUACAGAUCCAGAAAGAAGAGUUAGAAUUCAGAGUCGGCUCUACCAUAAAUGACCUUUCUCAAAAAUCAGAAGAAGCAAUUAAGUUACAAGAACAAAUAACAAAGCUGCUUUUAGAGACAGAAAGUCUUAAAGUAGCCACUCAUGAGGCUGAAGCUCAGGUAACCAGUCUGAAAUUAGAAUUGGAAAGCAGUCAAAUGGAAAUCACAAGAUUAGAACAUUUUAGGGAAUUACAACCUGAAAUAGAUGAAUUGAAAAAACUCAUGGCCAAAAAAAAUGAAGAAGCUGAUGUCCUUCAUGUGCAAGUAAGAGAAAAAGAUGAGAUCCUUCUUAAAGUGCAGACAGAGAUUGUAGAGCAAGAGGACUUGAUUAGGGCUUUGCAUGCACAGUUGGAAAUGCAAGCCAAAGAACAUGAAGAAAAAAUUAAACAGUUGCAGACAGAGCUUUCUGAAAUUCAACGGAAACCAGAGGAGGUAGAAGAAGAAGCUAAAUCUAAGCAGCAAAUUCAGAGAAAACUCCAAGCUGCACUUAUCUCCAGAAAAGAGACCUUGAAAGAAAGCAAAUGUCUUAAAGAAGAGUUGUCUUUGGCCAAAAAUAAUAUUGAAACUCUCACAAAGACCCUGGCAAAUGCAGAGAGCCAAGUUUCUGCUCACUGUAAAGAAAGGGAUGUAUUAUUAGACAGGUUGACUGUUCUUCAGGAAGAGAAAGAGAGACUUAUUGCAGAAGUGGAUAAAUCUUUACUGGAAAGUCACAAUCUCAGUAGCUCUUGUGAAAGUCUGAAGCUAGCUCUAGAAGGUCUUACUGAAGAAAAGGAGAAGCUAGUGAAGGAAAUUGAAUCUUUAAAAUGCAUCCAGGUUGCUGAAAACACUGAAUGGCAGGAAAAGCACAAGGAACUGCAAAAGGAGUAUGAAAUUCUUCUUCAGUCCUAUGAGAAUGUCAGUAAUGAGGCAGAACGUAUUCAACAUGUUGUGGAAACUGUGAGACAAGAGAAACAAGAAUUGUAUGGUAAAUUAAAAAACACAGAAGCAAAGAAGAAAGACACAGAAAAGCAGCUUCAGGAAGCAGAGCAGGAAAUGGAAGAAAUGAAAGAAAAGAUGAGGAAAUUUGCAAAAUCCAAACAGCAGAAAAUCCUUGAGCUGGAAGAGGAGAAUGACCGCCUUAGAGCAGAGGUCCACCCAGCAAGCAGUGAAUCCAAAGAACCUGCAGAAAUGCUUCAUUCCAGCCCCAGUGUGAAGGAAGAACUAGAAGAUGCUAAGCUAAAGUAUGAAUCUCUUUCUAAGGAGUUUGAAACAUUAAUGGGUGAGAAGAACUCUUUAAGUGAAGAGAUUCAGAAUUUAAAACAGCAGUUGGAGGAAACAGAAUCCAAAUUGAGAGAGAGUAUAGAAGGCCCUAAGAAGCAUGGGAUCCAAAUGGGUAGUAUAGAAGUGGUCCAGCAAGCUGUGUCUGUGUCUGUAGCUGUACCUGUAUCAGGUGAGGUUGAAGAACAAGUCUCUUUGAGGACAAGUGCAAAUUCAGAAUAUUCAGUGCCCAUCCCAGUGGAGAGCAGUGCCAUGGCAGAUGUCAAUGCAAAUGACGGUGUAAGUUCACAUGAUGAAAUUAAUACCUAUAUACAGCAAAUUGAUCAGCUUACAGAAAGAAUUAAAGAACUAGAAGAGGAGAAGAAAAUGAGGGAAGAAGUAGACUGUUCUUUAGAAGACAAGAAAGAUGCCUUACUGAACCAAUUAGAAGCAAAGGAUGGUGAAUUGAAAACUCUUCAUGAAGAAGUUACCAAGAUUAACCUGUUAAAUGAGAAAAUCCAAGAUGAACUUGUCAAAGUCACCAAGUUGAAGGAAACAGUGGAAGUAGAGAAGGAUGAUCUGGAAGAGAGACUUAUGAAUCAGUUAGCCGAACUUAAUGGAAGCAUUGGAAAUUAUCAGCAAGAUGUCACAGAUGCCCAAAUGAGAAAUGAGUUAUUGGAAUCUGAAAUUCAGAACCUUCAGAAAUGUGUGAGUGAACUGGAAGAAGAAAAGCGGCAGGCAGUUACAGAAAAAAACAGAAUUGAGUCAGAGAUCCGGAAGGAAUACUUGGAGAAACUACAGAGUGCUCAGAAAGGAGGACAGGGCAGUAAAACUCACACAAAAGAGCUUCAGGAAUUGUUGAAAGAGAAACAACAAGAGGUAAAGCAGUUGCAGAAGGACUGCAUCAGAUAUCAAGAGAAGAUAAGUGGUCUAGAGAGAACUGUAAAGGCUCUGGAAUUUGUACAAAAUGAGUCACAGAAGGAACUGGAGGUGGUCAAAGAAAACCUAGCCCAAGUAGAAGAAGAUCGUAAGAAAGCUCAGACAGAACUGGACUACUGCAAAGUGUUGCUGGAUGACACUCAGAGUGAAGCAGCAAGGGUCCUAGCAGAUAGUCUCAAGGUGAAAAAGGAACUUCAGUCAAAUAAAGAGCUUGUUAAAAGCCAAAUGAAACAAAAGGAUGAAGAUCUUGAAAGAAAACUGGAACAAGCAGAAGAUAAGCACAUGAAGGAGGUCAGGAACAUGCAAGAAAAACUGGAUGCUUUGCAUAGAGAAAAGGUCCAUUUGGAAGAGACUUUUGGAGAAGUUCAGGUCACCUUGAACAAAAAGGACCAAGAAGUCAAGCAGCUUCAGGAAAACCUCAACAGCACUUUGGCCCAGCUUGCGGCCUUUACCAAAAGCAUGUCUUCUCUCCAGGAUGACCGGGAUCGAGUGAUAGAUGAGGCUAAAAAAUGGGAAAGAAAAUUCAGUGAUGCUAUUCAAACAAAAGAAGAAGAAAUCCGGGCUAAGGAAGAGAACUGUAGUGUUUUAAAAGACCACCUAAGGCAGAUGUCCAUCCACAUGGAGGAGCUGCAAAUUAACAUAUCCAGACUUGAGCAUGACAAACAGACCUGGGAGUCCAAAGCCCAAACAGAGAUCCAGUUUCAACAGAAGGUCUCUGAAAACCUGCAGGGAGAAAAUAAAGGACUCAUGUCUCAGCUAGAAGAAUCUAAACAGAUGUAUUCUAAUUCUCAGAAUGAAUUAGCUAAAUUGGAUGCAGAAGUUAAGUCUCUGAGAGACCAAUUGGCUGAAGCAAAUAAUUCUUUUGCAAAAUGUAGAGAAGCCAAGGAAAAAUUGGAGGGAAUCGUAAAGCAACAGGAGACUGAUCUACAGAAUUGCAGGUUCAGCUGUGAGCAGUCAGAGGCUGAUCUGCAAGCCUCUAGGGACCUGACCGGCAAACUGCAUGAAGAAAUUAGCACUAAAGAUCAAAAGAUUAUCACUCUCCUUUCUGCUAAAGAGGAGGCAGUCUUGUUGGCUAUUUCUGAAUUGCAACAACAACAUGGCAAAGAAGUUAAAGAGUUGGAAAGCCAACUGACCCAGAAGGAAGAGGAGAAAGCUGCCUUAGAAGAUGAGAAAAAGAAAGCUGUAGACAAAACCAGUCAGCUUAUGGAAACAAUGAAAACUAUCAAAAAAGAGAGCAAACAGCAGAAGGCUCAGUUGGAUUCCUUCACUAAAUCCAUGUCUUCUCUCCAGGAUGACCGAGAUCGCAUUUUAGGAGACUACAGACAGCUAGAAGAGCGGCAUCUCUCAGUGAUCUUGGAGAAAGACCAGCUCAUCCAAGAGGCUGCUGCUGAGAACAAUAAGCUAAAGGAAGAAAUCCGAUGCCUUCGGGGCCAGAUGGAUGAUCUCAAUUCUGAAAAUGCCAAGUUAACUGCAGAACAGUAUCAGAGGAUAACAAAGGACUAUCAGCAAAGGCAGCUCCUUGAGAUUCGGCUUCAGCGGAGUCAAGAACUAGAAAAUGAAAAGAUCAAAUUAGAAAGAAAGCUAAAAGAGUCUGAAGCAUCAAGGGAAGAUCUAAAAAGGUCUUCUGAUGCCCUAGAGGAGGAGAAACAAAUCUUGACUAAGGAAAUUGAGAGCUUGAAAACUUCUGUCUCACAGCUAAAAUACCAAAUGACAACUUUGCAAGAAAGGGAGUCUUUAGGAGAAUUUCAGGCACAGUUGAAAGGUGGGGAAGAAGAGGUUCAGAGGUUAGGCGUUACCCUCUCCCUCUCUCAGAAGAAAGUCACAGAACUAGAGGAAGAAUUAGCACGAGUACAAAAGGAGGCAGCUAAGAAGGUGGGAGAAAUUGAAGAAAAGCUAAAGAAAGAAUUGAAGCAUCUUCAUCAUGAUGCAGGGAUAAUGCGCAAUGAAACUGAAACAGCUGAAGAGAGGGUAGCCGAGCUGGCAAGUGAUUUGGUGGAGAUGGAACAAAGACUACUCAAGGUCACUGAAGAAAAUAAAGACCUCAAAGCUCAGAUUCAGGCCUUUGGGAAGUCUAUGAGUUCCUUGCAAGAUAGUCGAGACCAUGCUAAUGAAGAGUUACAGGAGCUAAAAAAGACACACACGGCCAGCCUUGAGGAGCAACAGUGUCAUAUAGGUGUUUUAAAGAAAGAGAUGACUCAACUGAGAGAAGAGCAGAUUCUGUUGAGUAGAGAGAGAGAUGAUCUUGUUUCUAAAGUUGCUUCUCUGGAGACCCAUGCUGAAGACGAUGGCUUACUAUCUCACCUUGAAAAGCUUAACCAAGAGCUCAGAUCUAAAGAUGAGGAGUUAUUUCACUUGUCCUCACAGUUAGAGGGUUCCUCCAACCAAAUACAGUCCUUUUCUAAGGCCAUGGCAAGUUUACAGGCUGAAAGAGAUCAUCUCUUGAGUGAACUGGACAAGAUGCGAAAGUUGGAAGAAGGGAAGCAGUGGUCAUCAUCCCAACACUUUACCAGCCCAUCUGAAGUACAGAGUUUAAAGAAAGCAAUGUCUUCCCUGCAAAAUGACAGAGAUAGACUGCUGAAGGAGUUAAAGAAUCUACAGCAGCAAUACCUGCAGAUUAACCAAGAGAACACUGAACUCCGUCCCCUGAAGGUUCAACUUCAGGAGUAUCAGGAACAGACAGAUAAGUAUCAGUCUCUCCAGGAACAGCUAAAGCAGGAAAACCUUUCUUGUCAACAGGAGCUACAACACCUCAGAAUGGAGAAGAAUACUUGGGAAGUCCAGGAGAAGCGAGUUAGAGAGCAAUACCUGAUGACCCUCUCUGACAAGGAGCAGCAGCUGAGCCACCUGCAGAGUCUGGUGCAAGAGCUGAGGUCUACAUCCCGCCGGCCUUCUAUUCUCUCAGAGCAGUACCAAAGACAGGCAUCCUCAGAAGCAGCAGCUUCCCCAGAGUUGUCACAGGCCCUGGAUUCUGAGAUCGGGCUUCUCAAAACCCAGCUUAAUGACAGCUUGAAAGAAGUUCAUCAGAAGGAAUUGAGAAUCCAACAGCUGAAUAGCAAGCUCUCUCAGAUCUUUGAAGAAAAAAGUUCCCUUUCCAUUCAGCUUCGUGGUAGCAGUCAGAGUCUCCGUGAAAGUCAUCAGCGCUAUAAUGACCUUCUGAAUCACUGCACAGGCUUAAAGAGACAGAUUCAGGAGAUGCAACCCCUAAGCAAAGAAACGGGGACACUCACAACAGAUGCUGCUCCUGGGGCUCCUCAGGAAAAGAAUGAACCCCAGAGAGAGAGUGACCCUAUGGAGCUGAGAGAACUGCAGCUCAGAUUUUCUGAGGCCCAGCAAGAACAAUGCAACACGAGACAAGAGGUGAGCCACUUAAAGAAAUUGCUAGAAGAGGAACGGGAUCACCGGCUGGCUGCUGAGGAAGCCCUCUCUGCUGCUCAGGAGGAGAUUAGGAGGCUGGAACUGAAUGAGUGGACCCCUGCCCAGAAUUCUGGCAUCAGUGACUGUGGCUUACAUGAACAGGCGGUAUUAAUAGAGCCCGUGAACAGUAACUUCCGAAGGACCAGGAGCAAUGUUGGAUGGAGACGAAUCCUGCGUUCACUCUGCUAUUCUCGGACCCGGGUGCCCCUCCUGGCCGCUGUCUAUAUUCUUGUGCUCCAUGUCCUGGUUCUUCUCUGUUUCACUGGUCAUCUGUGAGCUUAGCUUCCAACUGUCAGAUUUCUCUCCUUAGAGCCACAGUCUUGGGUCCUCCAACCUCUACUUCCAGGACCAAAUGGCCUUGUGGGUAGCCCUUACUUAGGCUCAUCCCUUAAUGUCUUCCUUAGGGGAUAAUUCCCACAAAAUUUAGAGACACAUCUGGGCUCUUUGUCAUAAAAAAAGGAGCUGCUGGUAUUAGAAAAUCUGCCUUUUUCUACCCUCUGUUCCAUGUUUAGGCACAGUUAUCAUCAUGUAUAAACACAAAUAUUUUGUAAGUAUAGUGCCUAUUCCUACCCUACAGAGCAGAUUCUGGAAUGUGACCCUCUAGUUCCAUUGCUGAUUCGAGUAAGUCCAAGGAACAAAGGUUGUUCCUAGGACCGGAGAUGUUUGGAAUUGUAGGGAUCUUGGUUCAUUUACUUCAGUGUUACCUACUGCAUAAUGUGGGUGGGAACUGCCAUAAGGUGCAUAGCCUCCAUAAGCACGUGGUAGGGCCUGUUCUGGAGAAUGUGGGAACUGAGGAGCUUCUUCCCUAUUGCCAGGCUUCUGGUCACUAUAAUGCAGGAAGAGGCCUCACUUCCAGUCACCUUUCCCUUAUCUUGAGACAGUCACCGGGGUGAGAAUGUGUGCCACUGAGCUGUGAGGCUGAGGUCUGUGGUCCCUGUUGCCCUGUAUGAGUGUGGUCUACAAGAAGCUUUUAACAUAGAUAUUUAAAUUAAAUAGUCAGUACUUGUCUUUCACCCCAGACUCUGGAAGAAGGGUCUGGUUGAGGUAGUUGUUUCCUGGCCCACUCAUGCUAUCUGUCUAUCCUGAGGCUCAGAGACUUAUUCACCAGUAUCAGGUGAAUAUAAGUUUCUUGAGACUGAGAAAGAAGAGUAGAGUGAUACUCUGUCCCUCAGUUUAUCUUCAUUAGUGUCCAUAUUCAUUCCCUUUUCCUCCCCAUUAUCCCUAAUAAAUAACCAAAAAAAUCAAACUCAGCUAUUGAUCUCAGGGAUGCCAGUUUUUCAGCCUCCUAGUCACCUGCCUGCUUAUUGUAAGGGACUGGGACGAGUAGAAAAAGCUGUAGGGAAGGGAUGAUGAAAUCAAGCCUUGAAGACUAAUGCCUAAACUGAAGUCUAUUUGCCAUCCCACCACUCUGCCAAACUGAGAUGGUCCUGGCCAUUUUCCUCCUUCACUCUUCUGUCCUCUGCUUAUCUUCGUUGCUCCAGAGAAAUGAGGGCUGGGUCAGCCAACUGCUGUACUCUGAAUCCUUUACCUUGCGGUAACCAAAUUCUUAGUCACAGCUCCUGCUGAAACUUCCCUGGACACUUGUAAAAAAUAAAAUUAUUUUCAGAUUUGAAAAA
Molecule: messenger RNA, 11622 nt
Organism: Phascolarctos cinereus (koala)
Lineage: Eukaryota; Metazoa; Chordata; Mammalia; Diprotodontia; Phascolarctidae
Gene: GOLGB1
Product: golgin B1
Biological process (GO): regulation of DNA-templated transcription
Cellular component (GO): cis-Golgi network; endoplasmic reticulum-Golgi intermediate compartment; Golgi apparatus
Molecular function (GO): sequence-specific DNA binding
Source: RefSeq, a predicted model, not a curated record